Carcharodon carcharias (great white shark) is the source of this 1965-nucleotide messenger RNA. It is a transcript of the gene orc5, whose product is annotated as origin recognition complex, subunit 5. The coding region runs from base 119 to 1468 and encodes 449 amino acids. Gene Ontology annotation, biological process: DNA replication initiation; DNA replication. Gene Ontology annotation, molecular function: DNA replication origin binding. The record is from RefSeq and is a predicted model, not a curated record. Gene Ontology annotation, cellular component: nuclear origin of replication recognition complex; nucleus. NCBI's taxonomy places the organism in Eukaryota, Metazoa, Chordata, Chondrichthyes, Lamniformes, Lamnidae. The transcript is spliced from 15 exons.
GAGGAUUUGGCGCGUAAGCGGCCGGCGGACCCGACCGGGAGAAAGUGUUAACGGAGUCCGGCGGCCUGGGCGCAGCGGAUAAACAUACGGAGAACUUUGUUGCAUAUAGUGUGUAAAGAUGUCUAUCUCCGAUUAUAUUGAAUAUCCAGAAGAGAAGAUGCUUUUGCUGAAAGAGAAACUGAUUUGUCGGGACACCCAGAUUUUGACUCUACAAUCAAUACUAGGAGAGCCUCGUCAUUAUAGUUACCCAUCUGUUUUUGUAUAUGGGCAUACAGCCACAGGAAAAACAUAUGCGACACAAACACUGUUGAAGACAUUGAAGUUUCCCCACGUGAUUGUGAACUGUGUGGAAUGCUUUUCUUCAAGGAUGCUUUUCGAACAAAUACUCAAUCAGCUGCAGGGACAUUCGCUGUCCCCCGCAAAUGAAUAUUCUUCAUGUUUGCAGUGUAACACACUCAAUGAGUUUGUUCUACUGUUUAAACAAGUGGUCCAUGAGCAGAAUUUGAACAAUCAAACUGUCAUCAUUGUGUUGGAUAAAGCAGAACAGUUGAGAGAAAUGGAUGCAAACCUGCUGCCAGGAUUUCUGAGGUUCCAAGAAUUGGCUGAAGUAAAUGCAACAGUUAUCUUCCUCAGUGAGAUUGUUUGGGAAAAAUUUCGGCCAAAUACAGGCUGCUUUGAGCCUUUAAUCUUGCAUUUCCCUGACUACAGCAAAGCUGACCUCCAGAAAAUUCUUUCACAUGAUCAUCCUCCAGAAUUCUCCGCAGAUUUUUAUGCUUCUUAUAUUAAUAUUCUACUUGGAGUGUUCUACACUGUCUGUCGAGAUUUAAAAGAGCUGCGACAUCUAGCUGCACUAAAUUUUCCAAAGUUCUGUGAGCCCGUAGAAAGAGGAGAUGCCAGAGAAGAGGAUGCUCAUCGGUUGUGGAAAAACAUUGAACCGCACCUGAAAAAAGCAAUGCAAACAGUUUAUCUGCGAGAAAUCUCAAGCUCUCAGUGGGAGAGACUGCAGCAAGAAGAUAAAGAAGGUGGACAUGUGAAAGGACUUUCUGCUCACGCACAUGUUGAACUUCCAUAUUACUCCAAAUUCCUGCUGAUUGCUGCUUACCUCUCCUCCUACAAUCCUGCGAGAACAGACAAAAGGUUUUUCUUGAAGCAUCAUGGAAAAAUUAAAAAAACCUCAUUUUUGAAGAAACAUGAAAAGACCAGCAAUCACCUCCUUGGCCCCAAACCAUUCCCACUGGAUAGGUUGUUGGCAAUUUUCUACAGCAUUGUCGACAACAGAGUGACUCCCACUGCACAUAUUUUCUCUCAGAUCACUUCCCUGGUGGCACUUCAACUAUUAACCCACGUUGGCCAUGAUGAUCAGCUGGAUGGACCAAAGUAUAAAUGCACGGCAAGUCUGGAUUUCAUAAGGGCAAUUGCCAGGACUGUGAAUUUUGACUUGGUGAGAUACCUGUAUGAUUUCUUGUGAGACCAGAUGCACAACCAUAUGAAUAUUACAAGCAAUGAUCAAUGCUUUUGCACCGAUUCGUACUGAUCCAUCUACUCCAUUGAUAAGCGGCAGAGGCAUUUUGGCUGCAUUAGAUUUGUCCAAGCAGGUGUUAACACAGCAUGGGAUCUGAUGAAAAUAUCUUGAUUGGUCAGAAUGGAUCUUUAGAAUGAACUAUUUACCAGGGACUCUUCAGUAUUUUGGAGCUAAGUGUUAAUUAUUAGCAGCAGGAAUUCUGCACAAUCUGUUCCAACAUAAUAACAUUAUAUGAGUACAAACGCUACCUGAAAUGUAUUUACUUGCAAUUAUUUUCUUUUGUGAAGUGUCCUUUUCGCAGAAUGUAGUGUGGCAGCCAUUUAUUUGUGAUGGGUCUUUAAUUUUUUUUGAGUUGUCUGCUCCUUUGAAAGAUUUUGUGGACAUUAUUCAUUCUGAAAAAAAACUCUAUUUUUAGUUUUCAGAAAUAAACAAAUAUGAUGCAA